This is a messenger RNA of Oncorhynchus kisutch (coho salmon), 1864 nucleotides long. It is a transcript of the gene lactb2, whose product is annotated as lactamase, beta 2. The record is from RefSeq and is a predicted model, not a curated record. Lineage: Eukaryota; Metazoa; Chordata; Actinopteri; Salmoniformes; Salmonidae. Gene Ontology annotation, cellular component: mitochondrial matrix. Bases 200 to 1072 code for a protein of 290 amino acids. Gene Ontology annotation, molecular function: RNA endonuclease activity; single-stranded RNA binding. The transcript has 7 exons.
GAAACGAGGUGAGGUGCCACGUCACACAGGAAGUAAUCCUCCACUCCAGGUCAAUGUUUAUUUACAUCGGAGAGGUGAAGUUCAAAGCUAAUUUACAACUUCAGCGUCUUGGACUACAGUUUUUAUUUUCACAUUGCACGGGGCUUUUAGUUACUAACAUCAGCACAAUUGAUAUACGUACCUGAUUGCGUCGUGAACCAUGAGUGCAAUACUCCCUCGUAUCGAGCAGCUAUCUUCCAGAGUUGUGCGAAUCCUGGGAUGCAACCCUGGUCCAAUGACACUACAAGGAACCAAUACGUAUUUAGUUGGAACGGGGAAAAGGCGAGUGUUGAUAGACACAGGAGAGCCUGCCGUCCCUGAGUACAUCAGCAGUCUCCAACAAGCCUUGAGCCAGUUCAACACUGCCAUCCAGGAGAUCAUUGUCACCCAUUGGCAUCACGACCAUACAGGUGGGGUGAUCGACAUCUGCAGAGACAUUACUGGAAGUUCUGAGUUACAAGUAAGUAAACUCCCUCGCUCUCCCCCAACUGACGAAAGAAUAGGACCAAGUAAGACGUACACUUACCUGAAACAUGGAGACGUCAUAGAAACUGAGGGGGCCACACUGAAAGUCCUGUUCACCCCAGGACACACAGAUGACCACAUGGCCCUUGUUUUGGAGGAAGAGAAGGCCAUCUUCUCAGGAGACUGUAUUUUGGGGGAGGGAACGGCCGUGUUUGAAGAUCUCUAUGACUAUAUGAAAUCUCUGCAAAUUCUGCUGGACUCACAGGCUGACCUAAUAUACCCAGGUCAUGGACCUGUGGUUCAAGACGCUGGUUCUAAGAUCCAGCAUUACAUCAGCCAUAGAAACCUCAGAGAGCAACAGAUCUUCAGUGUCCUCCAGGCAGCCGGAGGGAACACAUUUUCAUCUAUGGAACUGGUCAAAGUCGUCUACAAGGAGACACCUGAACAUCUGCAUAGAGCAGCAGAGGUGAACCUUGUGCAUCACCUAAAGAAACUGGAGAAGGAGGGGAAGAUAACUGUUGCUAGUGAUGAUUCUUCUCACACCAACAAAUGGAAAAGUAAUUUGUGAUCAAUGAUUUAAUCCGAUUUAUCUGUUGAAAAAUUACAUCCCUAACAAAGGACACAUGUAAUCUUGGAUUCAAAUUAUUCACAUUUCCCUGUCCCACACACAAUUGAGCUUGUUUGACAAGUUUGACAAGUAAAAAGUACUUGCAAGAAUCUUACUUUGUAAUGCUUUAUAGAACUGCAAUUAUUUAAUGUCUGUACUUUAUUUCUUAAGACAGCUAAAGGGGUGUUAAAAUGUGGCACAUCAAUAUAGGGAGCUGCAAAUGCACUGGUGGGUACCCCUAAUUUAUACCCAUCAUUCAUCGACAGAUAGCCUCAAGGUUCAAGGGUUAGGCCAGUAACCGAAAUGUUGCUGGUUUGAAAUCCCAGAGCCAACAAGGUAAGAAAUCUUGCUGUGCCCUUGAGCAAGGCACUUAAUCCCAAUUGCUAGUUUGGUGACCCUAGCCGUGACCCCAAUUCCUGCAGCAGCUCAGGGGGAGUUGGGAUAUGCAAGAAACACAUUUCCAUUACAAACUUAUACAUGUGUGUAACAGGACAAAUAUAAGCAGCCCCACAAGUAUUGUUAUUAUUGCUAAUAUGCUGAUCUUGGACAUUUGGGCAUUAUGAGUUGUACUACUUUCAGAAUGUUACUGUGGACAGCUUAACUCUGAUAAACUAAGAUGAAGCACAUUUAAACCCUGUGAAGUGAUCUUAUUGUUCCUUUCUAUUGAGAAACCCAGAUCAAACUGUAUGAAUCUAUAAUGUAAAAUGUACAGAUGCCUUCUAAUAAAUACAUUGUUUUUCAAUAUAGAACAAA